Pristis pectinata (smalltooth sawfish) is the source of this 2461-nucleotide messenger RNA. RefSeq names its product minichromosome maintenance complex component 7 (gene mcm7). Gene Ontology annotation, molecular function: ATP binding; ATP hydrolysis activity; single-stranded DNA binding. The coding region runs from base 137 to 2302 and encodes 721 amino acids. NCBI's taxonomy places the organism in Eukaryota, Metazoa, Chordata, Chondrichthyes, Rhinopristiformes, Pristidae. Gene Ontology annotation, cellular component: MCM complex; nucleus. The transcript is spliced from 16 exons. Gene Ontology annotation, biological process: DNA replication initiation; double-strand break repair via break-induced replication; DNA strand elongation involved in DNA replication. The record is from RefSeq and is a predicted model, not a curated record.
GGGGUGAGGGAGCGCCCGGCGGAGGGAGAGGGGGUGAGGGAGCGCCCGGCGGAGGGAGAGGGGGUGAGGGAGCGCCCGGCGGAGGGAGAGGGGGUGAGGGAGCGCCCGGGGCGAGCCUGACCAGCCGGUGGUGACCAUGGCCCCGAGAGACUAUCAGAGCGAGAAAGAGAAGUGUAUCAAGUUCCUGCAGGAGUUUUACACAGAUAACGAAUUUGGGAAGAAGCAUUUCAAAUAUGUCGACCAAUUGGUGCAAGUUGCUCACCGUGAGCAGGUGGCUCUCUAUAUUGACCUGGAUGACAUUGCAGAGGAGGACCCGGAGCUGGUGGACUCGAUCUGUGAGAACACUCGCCGAUAUGUGAACCUUUUUGCUGACGCCAUUCAGGAAGUGUUGCCGCAGUACAAGGAACGAGAGGUGGUGAGUAAGGACGCUCUGGACGUUUACAUCGAACAUCGGCUGAUGAUGGAGCAGCGGACACGUGAUCCCAACGAAGUCCACGAUGCACGCAACCAGUACCCGGCCGAGCUCCUACGCAGAUUCGAGAUUUACUUCAAGCAUCCCAGUACAAUGAAGCCAAAGGUGAUCAGGGAUGUGAAGGCAGACAGUAUUGGAAAGCUCGUGACUGUCCGAGGUAUUGUUACCCGAGUAACAGAGGUCAAACCCAUGAUGGUGGUUGCCACAUAUACGUGCGAUCAGUGUGGGGCAGAGACCUACCAGCCGAUCCAGUCUCCUACCUUCAUGCCACUGAUAAUGUGCCCCAGCCGUGAAUGUCAAACCAACAAGUCCGGAGGAAGGCUUUAUCUGCAGUCCCGAGGGUCAAAAUUCAUCAAGUUCCAGGAGAUUAAGAUCCAGGAACAUAGCGACCAGGUGCCAGUGGGAAACAUUCCCCGCAGUAUGACUGUGUACAGCAGGGGGGAGAACACCAGGCAAGCUCAGCCCGGGGACCACGUCAGCAUCACUGGCAUCUUCCUGCCCAUGAUGAGAACCGGCUUCAGACAGGUGGUCCAGGGUCUGCUCUCAGAGACGUACUUGGAUGCUCACAGGAUCAGUCAGAUGAAUAAAACUGAAGAUGAUGAGUUAGGGGCACAGGAGCUGAGUGAGGAGGAGCUGCGACAAAUCACAGAGGAUGACUUCUACGAGAAGUUGGCUGCCUCGAUUGCCCCGGAGAUCUAUGGACAUGAGGAUGUGAAGAAGGCACUGUUGUUGCUCCUGGUUGGGGGUGUCAACCAGUCUCCUAAAGGAAUGAAGAUCAGAGGAAACAUCAACAUCUGUCUGAUGGGAGAUCCAGGUGUGGCCAAGUCCCAGCUGCUCUGCUACAUUGACAGACUGGCACCAAGGAGUCAGUACACCACAGGCCGUGGUUCUUCGGGCGUGGGCUUGACUGCCGCAGUGAUGAAGGACACGGUUACCGGGGAGAUGAUUCUGGAAGGCGGAGCUCUCGUGCUGGCUGACCAAGGGAUCUGCUGCAUCGAUGAGUUUGACAAGAUGAUGGACUCUGACAGGACGGCCAUUCAUGAAGUCAUGGAGCAGCAGACCAUCUCCAUUGCUAAGGCUGGGAUCAUGACAACAUUGAAUGCCCGUUGCUCAAUCCUGGCUGCAGCAAACCCUGCAUAUGGUCGAUACAACCCCAAGAAAUCAGUUGAACAGAACAUCCAGCUCCCAGCGGCACUGCUGUCCCGAUUUGAUCUCCUGUGGCUUAUUCAGGAUAAACCUGACCGAGACAACGAUCUGAGGCUCGCUCAGCACAUCACCUACGUACAUCAGCACUGCAAGCAGCCGCCCUCGCAGUUCCAGCCGCUGGACAUGAAGCUCAUGAGGCGCUACAUCACCCUGUGCAAGAAGAAGGAGCCAACAAUCCCAGAGUCAUUAGCUGAUUACAUCACUGCCGCUUACGUAGAGAUGAGGAAGGAGUCAAGGGUCAACAAGGAUACCACCUUUACCUCUGCCAGGACAUUGCUGUCGAUUCUGCGUAUCUCCAUUGCACUGGCUCGGCUUCGCCUGGUUGACACCGUGGAGAAGGAAGACGUGAACGAAGCGAUGAGGCUGAUGGAAAUGUCCAAGGACUCUCUGCUCGGGGAGCGCGAUCAAACCACUCGGGCCCAGCGCCCAGCGGACGUGAUCUUCGCCACGAUUCGGGAGAUGGUUGCGGACAUGACGGUGCGUACUGUUAAAUACUCCGAGGCUGAGCAGAGGUGCAUCUCAAAGGGAUUCACGCCGGCACAGGUGGAGGCUGCGCUGGAGGAAUACGAGGAACUCAACAUCUGGCAAGUGAACCAAGCCCGGACUAAGAUCACCUUUGUCUGAGCAGCGGCCCACUGACACGGUGCAGACUGACCCUGUUUUAGAUUGGCUCGGCUUGGCAGCUAUCGUGUGCUUGUGCUCUUGCCACUAAUUCGUGCUUAUUCUUGUUCAGUGGAGGAGAUGAGUUGAACAAAUUGAUUAAUAAAAAUGAUUUGUACCUUU